Cryptomeria japonica (Japanese cedar) is the source of this 996-nucleotide messenger RNA. RefSeq names its product F-box/kelch-repeat protein At1g80440-like. The record is from RefSeq and is a predicted model, not a curated record. NCBI's taxonomy places the organism in Eukaryota, Viridiplantae, Streptophyta, Pinopsida, Cupressales, Cupressaceae. Gene Ontology annotation, biological process: regulation of phenylpropanoid metabolic process; negative regulation of cytokinin-activated signaling pathway. The transcript has a single exon. Gene Ontology annotation, molecular function: protein binding. The coding region runs from base 1 to 996 and encodes 331 amino acids.
AUGGACUUUUUGCAGGAACUCCCUGAGCAAAUAUUUCGAGACAUCUUAUUAAGAGUGCCAUACAAAUCUCAAUCAAACAUUAAACAGCUGUUGGAACCUGCUAAAGAAAUGAUGGAAAGUUUUCAGUUUUAUCAAGAUAGAAUUAAGUUUGGGCUGAGUAAGAAAUAUAUAUGCUUGCUCCUGUCUAAUAAGAGGAUAUCUAUGUACGAUCCUAUUGAUGAAUCAUCUGAACUGCUCCCUCAUAUUCCAACAAACGCAAAUGUUCAUAAGAUUAUAAAUGUGAAUCACAAGAUUGUUGUGCUGGACGAGGAAGAUAAUGUUAUUCCACACUUUUUGAUAUAUGAUUUAUUAUCUAAUACAUGGAAGUGUGGUGCUAGAAUUCCCACCCACAGACAUCGAUUUUAUCCAUUUGCAUGUUGUGCCUCCCCUGAUGGAUCGAUUUACAUUGCAGGAGGAUAUAACAAAUAUGGAGGAAAUAAUGAUCACCUCCGUGAAGCGGCAAUUUAUAAAGUAGACGAAGACAAGUGGGAGCUUCUUCCUGAGAUGCCCCAAGAAAUUGGCAAUUGUAAGGGUGUUUUUAUUGAAGGAAUGUUUUAUGUCAUUGGUAUUGUCAAUAAUAGAUGUCAAAGAUUUGAUCCCAACACAAGAGUAUGGACAACGAUAACAACAAAUAUGUCUUUGCCUCACUUUGGCCUUGACAUUUUGUAUGCGUUUGGACGACUAAUUGCGUUUGAUAAUGAAGGAAUAAUGCAAUAUGAUUGGGAAGAAAAUGUAUGGAGAGAAUUGGAACCUCUCCCUCAACUCUUUACUUUAUUUGUUCGUGCCACAGUGUGGUGUGAUCAAAUUUUCUUUUGUGGAAAUACUCAUACUCUUCCACAUUCAGAAUUUUAUAUGUAUAAACCUGGACCAGCUUUUCCUCAGAGGUGGAUUUAUGUUGAUGAACCGAACAUUUCUCGGGAAUUGCUUGUCCACUCUCUUGCCACUGUAGAAGUUUAA